Molecule: messenger RNA, 851 nt
Organism: Sphaeramia orbicularis (orbiculate cardinalfish)
Lineage: Eukaryota; Metazoa; Chordata; Actinopteri; Kurtiformes; Apogonidae
Product: protein PRR14L-like
Exons: 2
Coding region: 199-513 (104 amino acids)
Source: RefSeq, a predicted model, not a curated record
AAAAAACUACAAAUACUUACUGCUAACAGGAGGAAAACCACUACCGUCUGCUAUUCUGCUAAAACAUACAAAUUCUAACCACAUUCACCAACUGAUUAAAACUACAAAUACCAACCAAAUACACUUUGCUUGUGGGUUAAAAACUACAACUGCUACCAAGUUAAAACUACAAAUGUAGGUUGAACUACAGGUCCCAGAAUGCUGUUGUGUGGGUGUUUCAGGAGUCUGGAGACCAUCUUUGAGGAGCCCAGAGAGAAGGACGGAGCGCUGCUUCUGAUUGGUCAGCAGAGGAGGCGCAGAGUCCUGUUGUUUCCUGACUUCACUCAGCCCAGGAAGAGGAAGAGGCCGCUAGGAGCAGGGAUUCCCGUUGCCACGGUGCCCAGGAAACGGGCUGCAGCUCGUCGUCAUUACCAUGGAAACGACGACGACGGCGACCUAGACGUGAUGCUGGUGGAGCGACUGAGCGCACUCGAGGACUUCCUGACACGGCAGGGACUGGACGACGACGUGUGAGCUGUGAUGUCACUUCCUGCCAAAAUGAAUCAGCGCUGCUACGACAUGAACUGUGAGCGUUACCGUGGUAACGGCCUGCUCUGUCGCCACGGUAACGCCUGUAGUUUAGUUUUUUUUUUUUUUGUUUUUUUUUUUUGCAGUGUUCUGUAUUUUUUUACAGUGUAGACUCUAAAAUGUGAAAUAUUUAAAUUUUUUACAGUGCGAUGAAUAAUGUGCCCUUUGACCUUUGAUAUCAAUUGACCACACCCACAGUUAAGUGAUCUGCAGACCCCCCCCCCCCCCAGAUGUGUAAAAUAUUCUAUUUUUGAACAAAUAAAGUUUGUUUGUGCUCAUCAAUA